Molecule: messenger RNA, 6200 nt
Organism: Porites evermanni
Lineage: Eukaryota; Metazoa; Cnidaria; Anthozoa; Scleractinia; Poritidae
Source: the annotation of a GenBank genome assembly
UGAAUGCUUGGGAAACGCAAAAUGGCGGCUGGCUUCAGAUCAUACGUCUGGGAUCCAUGCUUAAUAAUUUCACAAAUUGUAGCGGUUCAGUGUGUUUUCUACAUUUUCUUGGCACUCUGGAUUCUUUUAGUUGAUUUUUGGACAGGAUCUACGCGGUCGUUAGACCAAUUUUUCCGUGCCAAGGUGAGGACAAAGAUGUCAAUCACGUUUGCUGUGGUUGGCUUUUUUCUCAUGCCCUUUUCUCGUUUUCCUAGGAACUGCGUUUUACAACGUUCAAGGGAAAGAUAACCAUGGCGGCGUUUUGUUUGAAUGCUCUGACUGGGUGAGUUAAAAAUCGAGGAUUUUUGUUAUUAAUAAGGGUUCCGCCGGUUCGUGUACAGCUGCUCUCAUGGGGUGAGACAAUAAAUUGAAGAGCCAAAAACGGAAGUAAAAUAUAACCUUAGAAUAUUAUACCUGCCAACUCUCACGCCUUAGGCGUGAUUCUCACGCCUGCGGGUUGAAAACUUCGAUCUCACACCGGCUCACGCUUGUGGGCCAAUUUCUCACGCCUGAUUGAAAAAUGUGAGUUGUUGCCGUCUUGCUUGACACAAUUUCCAAAAAUAUGUUAACUCAGACCCAUGUAAGGAACGAAAACCAUGUGUAAAAUGAAUAAAUGACAAUACCUACCUACCUCGCGAUCUCUGAUUUUUGAAGUGAAAAGCGAGUGAAAACUUCGCCUUUGGCAGACUUCGGACGUCUUUGGAAGACUUCAGACAUCUUUGGAAGACUUCGGACGUCUUCGGAAGACUUCGGACUUCUUCGGAAGACUUCGGACUUCUUCGGGAAUCUUCGGAAAUGAUCGUGUCGUCUUCAAAAAUCCCAGCACUCCCAGGAUAAAAAUCUCACGCUUAUAUCUCAGAAAAAGUUGGCAGGUAUAGAAUAUGUAAUGGUAACAGGACUGAGUGGAGUCCAAUUCAGUCUGUAAUCAUAUGAGUGAUUAACAAAAUCAGACGACCGCGUAGCAGGAGUCUGAUUUGUAUAAUCACGAGUAUGAUUACAGACCAAAUUGGACGACACGAUGUUCUGUUACCAAUUAAUCAUAACUUUAACAAAAUUUGUGAUAUAAUAAGCUAUAAUUUUAAAUCAAAACACAAGAAAUUCGAAAUUUUGUUUUGCUAGCAGUGAAAAAAAAGCCAUUUAAGCGCGCGCGUGAUGGCAAGUACUGUCCAAUUACUUAGGCAUGACGCCCACUGUCCUAUUAAACUUUCCAAUUAAGGCUGAAAUCAGGGCAGUUGAUAGUCAGAUUUGACAAUUUUGUUAUAGUUAUGAAUAAUUGUAUAAGCGUAUCGUAUUUCCUUUAAUAAUAGCCAGCCCCUCGAGUAAUGGCCUCCCUCAAAUAAUCGCCCCCCUUUGACGUAACUAUUUAAAACUAGCAGAAGUGCGGGCAAAAACCGCUUUCAUAUGUAGGUGAAUUCCUUUUACUGAGGGUCAUGAAAACUGGAUUGAAAAAAAGAAAAGAAAGAAGAAGAAUUUGUACAAUGAAAUUUAUUAAUUUAUUUUAAUUUGAAAUGAUCAUUUGCCUGUCAAAACACCAUUCGUAUAUUCAUGAGUUCAUUAAGGUUUUCUAAAAACAGCCACUUCGGGAAAAAGUAAGCCGAGAGUUUGCCCCCCUAGUGAAUUAGCCCCCUGCGAGUUUAAUAGUGGAGCUCUCGUGCACGAAGUCCCCGCGGCAGAGCACCAUGGGUAAGAAAAUUUGGUUAUCUAUGUAUCCAAGAAAUUUUGGUUCUGAGAAGAUCGUACUUAUGUACGUCCACCCCUUCAUGUAAGCCAGGGUGAAAUUUUGCAUUUCAAGUACCAACGUGUUUUGGCAGUAAAUCGCAUAGCCACCCAGUCUUUUAGAGAUAAAGAAUAACGUGAAAAUUUUAUAGCAGCAGUGAGAACAUGAGAAAUGCUAGCAGCCACCAGGGUGAAACUGAGUGGCAGCAAAAAAAAAAGUGAACAGGAACACAUUAAACAUUUCCUCUAUGAAAUGUGUAACUAGGUAGUUUCUGGAAGUUUCACGUUAUAGUGUCAUGCAAGACAAUGGCAAAGAAAUGUACACAAAAAAAGUGUGCUGCAUGUGCAGUUAUUUUUUGCUAAUUAGACCUACUGAUUUUUUUUGGCUGUUUUUGUUGCCAUCACUGCUUAGCAGUACACUAUUUUUGUAUAAUGUAUAAGCCCCCCAAACUCCUAACCCAAAAAACCCUCCAUUAAAUGGCCGCUCCAAACAUAAGCCCCGCCAUGGACUUGUACUUGGAAAUUGCCCUAGAAUACAAAGUAAAACAGAGCAAAAACGGUAAAUUUCCUUCCAACUAAAAGGCUAGCUGAAUCGGUUUUGAAACGCAAAUUUCCCUCUGUAGAUAAGCCCCUCCAAAAAUAAGCUCCUCAAAAAGGGCCUUUGAAAAAUAUAAGCCCCAGGGCUUAUUUUCGGAAUUUGACGGUGUUUUGUUUCGUGUAAACUAUAGAUAUUAACGAGAGCUUCGCUUUUAGCCCUGUCUAAAUCUAUAUUAGAAUAGCUCUAUAUCAGUUGUGUAUUUGUGGAUAACCAAACCUAACACUUACAUCUAUCAUUGCAAGCUGUCAUAUUGUUUGUUUCUUAAACCACCUCGUGGGAUAGUUUAACACACGUUAACUUUACCAGUCAAUCAGUAAAAUGUAAGGGCUUUCCUGAGGACUUACAAAAACUGGCCGUACCGUACUAAUGUUGAAAUGAAUCUUUAUUAUGGAGACUUACUUGUGGUAAUGAUUCUCGUAUUGCGUAUUGGCUGGCUGGGUACAGGGAGAUAAGGGUGGCUGUUUUAGGAGCCAACAAAAUUCAUAUGAGAGAGAAGAUCCUUGUGCCGUGUUUGGAUGUAAUAAUGAUCACCUUUUUCUAGUUUAGUAUUAGAAAUAUGGUCUUUCACUGUAUUCUCGGGAAAAAGGCGAUCAUUAUUGCAUCCAAACAUGGCACAGGGAUCUUUUUUCCCAUUACAAUCUUAUUCUAAGAAAACUUUAAGAAAAAAUGUCCUGAAAAGCGCUCAAAAAUACAAACGAAAUGGGCUCAUGCCCCCUGGGCAUCCUAUAAUACUCCUUAAAUCAAAUUAAUUCAAUAUGGCCGCCGUAUCCGUAAAAAGGUCUAUUGCUAAACCAGAUUUUUCUGAAUAAAUAAAUGAAUAACAGUAGAGGAGUAGAGGAGAGUAGGAGCUACAGUAUUAGACAAUACUCACUACAAUAUUACAUUACUCAUGACAUUUGUUGAAAUACUUGUCAUCUUUUUAUUUGCUGAAAUACAGUCCACUCCUGAUAAUUUGAACCUUCAAGGGAAAUGGAAAAAAGUUCGAGUUAUCAGGAGUUCGAGUUAUCAAGGGUAAAAUUAUAUAGAAAAUCAUCUGAAGGGAAAUGAAAAUUGCUUCGAGUUAGCCGGAGGUUCGAGUUUUAGAGGGUUCAAGAUACCGGGAGUCGACUGUACCUGUCAUUUUACGCCUUCCUAAUGUUGACACUUGUAUCAACCAUUUGCAAAUAAAUGUAAUUCUCAACACUGGGAAAGGAUAAAGUUAGAGUUACACACAGGGAAAAGUUAAGACUAAGUUGGUUGAGAAGACAUGACAUGAAAAAUCUCCAGCUUCAGUCUGGUGUUGCAAUGAACUUUGAUGAGUGUUGUAGCUUUGCUAAAAGUUGAACCGCCCAGACCUCCAAGGUGACCAACCUACACAAAGGGAUGCAGUUGCCAAAUGUGGGUUAAUUAAAAAUUUAUAUGAAACAACUAUAUGGUCCUUUAAAAUCUGGGACAUUAAGAAUUUACAAAUAUAAUACAUAUUUGACUGUAAUACAUUUAUUGAAUAUUGCGGAUAUCAUUUUUGAAAUUUUUUCAUGCUUUUAGGGCAGGUGGAUUGUGGGUGAUUGUGCGAAGAGCCAAACAAGUAAGUUUAAUUAUUUUUAAUAUGUGCUGUCUGUAAUGUUUGUUAGAUCCCAAGUAACUUGUAUUUUGUUUUACUUUUACCCUCUAGUGCUUUAGUUUUUCACACAGUUUAUAACUCCUUCUCCCCUGAAGCAAAAAAAAGACAAAAUUAUGAAGACAAGUACGUUAGUAGAAGUUAAUUGAGUGUAUGUAUGGUGUAUUUCUUUUUCAGUGUCUGGACUUUGCAGCCACAACGCAUUUAAUUCAUCUGAUAGUCUGUACAAUAUAUGCUGGUUUUCCUACAUCCUUAACGUGGUGGCUUCUAAACCUUGCAUGUAUGGCACUUAUGUCUGUUAUAGGAGAGUUUAUAUGCAUGAGAACUGAACUGAAAGCUAUACCGGUGUCAGUUGCUUCUGUAAAAUCCACUGUUUGACAGUGCUGCUUGGAUCUGCUUUGGUGAAUGCUGUUUGCGUAAGUUAUGCAGAGGUGUGGAUGUCAGUCAGGCAAGGAUUCCGUUCCAAGGGUUUUAAGAGAGGGACGUGAUAAACACCAAGGAACUUGUUUUCUAGUGGAUCCAGACAUUGCAAGGUGGGGCUUGGAAAGAAAAAGCAAGGCGCCAAGAGCUGAACGCGGCUUAUUUCAAUAUAAUGCUUACAAAAAAUAAUAAUAACUUAUUGCCUCUUGGGCUUUAUCAGAUUUANCUCCAAGGUGACCAACCUACACAAAGGGAUGCAGUUGCCAAAUGUGGGUUAAUUAAAAAUUUAUAUGAAACAACUAUAUGGUCCUUUAAAAUCUGGGACAUUAAGAAUUUACAAAUAUAAUACAUAUUUGACUGUAAUACAUUUAUUGAAUAUUGCGGAUAUCAUUUUUGAAAUUUUUUCAUGCUUUUAGGGCAGGUGGAUUGUGGGUGAUUGUGCGAAGAGCCAAACAAGUAAGUUUAAUUAUUUUUAAUAUGUGCUGUCUGUAAUGUUUGUUAGAUCCCAAGUAACUUGUAUUUUGUUUUACUUUUACCCUCUAGUGCUUUAGUUUUUCACACAGUUUAUAACUCCUUCUCCCCUGAAGCAAAAAAAAGACAAAAUUAUGAAGACAAGUACGUUAGUAGAAGUUAAUUGAGUGUAUGUAUGGUGUAUUUCUUUUUCAGUGUCUGGACUUUGCAGCCACAGCGCAUUUAAUUCAUCUGAUAGUCUGUACAAUAUAUGCUGGUUUUCCUACAUCCUUAACGUGGUGGCUUCUAAACCUUGCAUGUAUGGCACUUAUGUCUGUUAUAGGAGAGUUUAUAUGCAUGAGAACUGAACUGAAAGCUAUACCGGUGUCAGUUGCUUCUGUAAAAUCCACUGUUUGACAGUGCUGCUUGGAUCUGCUUUGGUGAAUGCUGUUUGCGUAAGUUAUGCAGAGGUGUGGAUGUCAGUCAGGCAAGGAUUCCGUUCCAACGGUUUUAAGAGAGGGACGUGAUAAACACCAAGGAACUUGUUUUCUAGUGGAUCCAGACAUUGCAAGGUGGGGCUUGGAAAGAAAAAGCAAGGCGCCAAGAGCUGAACGCGGCUUAUUUCAAUAUAAUGCUUACAAAAAAUAAUAAUAACUUAUUGCCUCUUGGGCUUUAUCAGAUUUACCAGAAGGAGUGUAUCUCUUGCAAUCACCAUUUGUUUCAACAACCAAAAAAGUCUUCAUUCAAGCUCAUACAGCUGUUUUAACACUUUAUCCACAGUCUACAGUACUGUACCACCAAGGUCAGUUCUCUUAAAGGCCAUGUCAUAUUGAAACAUGUACGUACACUGUAGAUCAUAAAAUCAGGUUCUGAUUAUGAAAGCUCUGCAGGCAAUAUGAGUACUUUUCUUCUUCAAGAGCAGUUUUCUAAUUAAGAAUCAAGAGUUAUCUUGUCACUGCUUUGGUUUUACCCUGCUGCCCACUGUGUGUUCAGAUUUCUCUUUUUAAAUCUUUCUUUGCUAGUAUGUGACAAGAAUGACAACGAUAACAAACUUUCUUUGCAUGACCAUACAUGUAAAUGUACAUAGAGUACUACUGAAAAGAAACAAAAAUUCCGCCACACUUUUUGAUACACCAUUUUAGAGUCCCCCUUUUUUCUCGAAGUUCAUAUCAUAUGUACAGAGGGGAUGGGUGUCAGAGUUUACAUAUAUAUCCCAACCUCCCCCCCUCUGCUGCAGGUGGAUUUCAUACUCUUCCCCAGGUCACUUACAUAUUUUUGUACAUUCCAUACAUGUGAAACCAAGAUGGCUGCCAUUUAUAGCAAUCUUGAUGAUCUUUUGCAAAAAUAGGGGUUGCUAAAUAGUCUAACUUGGUGCAUACA